GGGGAUCUGGGACACGAACUGAGUGCACUCACUGAGUGAAGACAUCAACAGGAUUUGUUGAUCCAUUGAUGAAGACGAGAGCUAAACAAACCAGCAUAUCAACUGAACUUCUAUUCUUCUCCACCCACCCAUCAAAUAACCAAGACCAUGGAGCACCACCGCCAUCAUGAAGACAAAAACAAAGAUGUGCACAAAAUGAACACAAUGGAAUCAAACGUUUUCCAAACCCAUGAAACCUCACAUGGAAUUGCAUCUGGAAACCAUCACAUGGUUUUACCAGGAAUUGCAUCUAGCAGUCAUCACAUGGCUUUACCAGGAAUUGCAUCUGGGAAUCAUCAUGAAAACGUGCACGGAAUCACAUUUGGGAGCCAUCAUGAGACCUCACAGGUUAUCAAACUCAGCAGCCACCAUGAUUCCAAACAGGUCAUCAGAACCAGUAGCCACCAUGAGACCUCGCACGUUCAACAUUCUUCCAGCCACCAGUCCUCACAUGGAUUCAGAACUGAAACCCACCAUGACUCCACAAAAGGUAUCGAAUGUGGAAUCCAUGCUGAGUCCUCAGAAAUUGUUCAAGGUAUCGAAUGUGGAAUCCAUGCUGAGUCCUCACCCAUUUUCCAAGCUACCAAAGUCUUGUCUAGUAUUGCUGGAUUUUUAGUGGAGCACACAAAAGAAAAAAUUGGCAUCUAUCAAGCUCUGCUCAAGAAGCUGGUGUCAGAAGAAGUGGCCUGCGCACUGCUGGAAGCCCAAGCGGCCACUGGUAAUAUCAUUAACCUAUUGACUAAUGAAAAGGUUUCUGUUGAAGCAGCAAUUCAGCAUGGAAUUGUUGGUCCUGAGUUCCAAGAAAAACUAAUCUCUGCAGGCAAAGCAGUAACUGGCUAUGCACUAAAAAAUGAGACUCUGUCUCUUUUCCAGGCAUUCAAGAAGGGUCUCAUUGGUAAAAAUUAUGCAAUUCGCUUCUUGGAAGCUCAAAUAGCAACCGGGGGUAUUAUUGACCAUGCAAGUGGUAACCGGGUGCAUUUGCAAGAGGCCACCAAGCUGAACCACAUAGAUGAAGAUAUGCUCGCAAUUCUCUCAGGAAAAAGUAAAUCUGCCAAGUGCUACCUUGACCCUAACACAGCAGAGGCCUCAACGUAUCAAGAUUUAUUGUCUGGUUGCAUCACAGAUCAAGACACCGGAUUACCACUGCUUCCUCUAGAAAACAGAUUUCAGGGAUUGAGGAAGCAGGUAACAGCAGCACAACUGUUCAAAGCCAAAAUUAUAAAUCAAGCUCUAUACAAUGAUAUCAAACAAGGGAAGCAGACCUUAGAGAUGGUGGGUGAACUGCAAGAAGUCAAACCAUAUCUGUGCAGUUUGGGAAUUAUCGGUGGGAUUUAUAUAGAAUGCACCAAGGAGAAGCUAAGUCUCUAUGAAGCAAUGAAAAAAAAUCUUCUUGGGUCAGAUUUAGUUGUUUCCCUCCUGGAAGCUCAAGCUGCUUCUGGUUUUAUCAUAGACCCAGUAAGAAAUAAAACUUUCUCUGUCACAGAAGCCAUUCAGGAAGGACUGGUAGGACUGGAACUCAAAGAGAAGUUACUGAGAGCUGAACGAGCAGUUACUGGGUUCAAUGACCCCUACACUGGAAGGCUGAUUCCCCUCUUUGAAGCUAUGAAUAAAGAGCUUAUUGACAAGAGUCAAGGUACAAAUCUUCUUGAAGUUCAGUUGGCUACCGGAGGCAUAAUUGAUCCAAUACACAGUUUCCAUGUUCCAGUGGAGGUUGCUUAUUCUCGAGGUUUGUUUGAUGAGGAGAUGGCUCAACUAAUAUCUGACACAGUGAACGGUCCAAAGGGGUUUGUGGAUCCAAACACAAACGACAGAGUCAGUUAUCAGGAUCUCAGGACAAGAUGCACCAUUGAUGCCGAUACAAAUCUCUACCUGCUCCCUUUAAAAGUCACUUUCCAAGGCCUAAGGGGUUCAGCUACAGGUAAAGACUUGCUUGAGUCAUUAAUCAUUGAUAAGGAAACUUAUGAAAACUUACAACAGGGAAAGAUUUCAGCACAUGACGUCUCUCAACAGGAGACAUUGAAAGGGUACCUUCAGGGGACUGGGUGUAUUGCCGGAGUGGCUGUGGUUUCCACCAAUGAGAGAAGAAGCAUUUACGAAGCAAUGAAAGAACACUUACUCAUGCCAGGCACUGCCAUUGCAUUGCUAGAAGCCCAGGCCGCCACUGGAUUUUUGCUGGAUCCAGUGAAGAAUUUGAAACUCUCCGUGACUGAUGCCAUAAAAAGUGGAUUGGUUGGACCUGAGUUGCAUGAAAAGCUACUUUCCGCUGAAAAAGCUGCUACAGGAUUUUUGGAUCCUUAUACUGGGAAUAUUCUUCCACUCCUCCAUGCUGUGCAAAAGGGUUUAAUUUUGAAAGACCAUGGUCUCCAUCUUCUAGAAGCUCAGGUUGCAACUGGCGGUGUCAUUGAUCCUGUAAGGAAACAUCGCAUGCCAUACAAUGUGGCUCACGCCCGUGGAUAUCUUGAUGAUGAUGUCAUCAAGAGCUUAGGCACACCAACAAGUGAUAUUAAAGGAUUCUUUGACCCCAAUUCAAAAGAAAAUGUUACCUAUGAACAGUUGCUGGAGAGAUGCCUUGUUGACAUCCAAACAGGGCUCUACCUCAUUCCAUUAUUUGAUAAUACUCAAGAUGCACUUAAAACACCUCAUUCGUUCAUAGAUUGCCAGACCAAAAAGGCUUUGAAAUCUACCAAAUUAACAGUAACCUUGGGGAAAUACAAAGGACAAGAAAUCUCUCUGUGGGAUCUGCUUUUCUCUGAUUAUUUUACAAUCGAGCAGAGGGAGUCUUUGAUUAAGCUCUAUAAAUCAGGUGGCCAUACGCUAGAAGAAUUAUCUACCAAGGUUAACAAGGCCAUAACUGACCUAGUGUCUACUACUAAGGUCACAUUCAAAGGACUAAGAGACUCUGUUACUCCUGGUCAACUGCUUGAAUCUGAAAUCAUUGACAAGGAUUUGUUUGAAAAGCUUGAGCAUGGUGAAACAUCAGCGAAAGAGGUGGUGAAUAUUGACACAAUAAAGAAAUAUCUUGAUGGAACAGGUGGCAUCAGUGGAUUGAUUCUUACAGAUACCCAAGAAAAAAUAAGCAUUUACCAAGCAAAACGGAAAGGCAUUUUAAGGCCUGGGACCUCAUUGAUACUUCUGGAAGCCCAAGCAGCAACAGGUUUCAUUAUUGAUCCCGUAGAGAACAAGAAAUAUUCAGUUGAUGAGGCUCUGAAAGCCAAUGUAAUUGGGUCAGAUUUCUAUGAGAAGCUGCUAUCUGCAGAAAAAGCAGUAACUGGUUACAACGAUCCAUACACAGGGGAUGUUAUCUCUCUGUUCCAGGCCAUGAACAAGGGAUUAAUUGUGGAAGAACAUGGAAUUCGGCUUUUAGAAGCACAGAUUGCUACAGGAGGUAUCAUUGACCCGAAAAAUAGCCACAGAAUCCCUGUAGAAGUUGCUUAUAAACGGGGAUAUUUUGAUAAAAAAAUGAACAUAAUCCUUUCAGAUCCAAGUGACGACACUAAAGGCUUCUUUGACCCAAACACCCAUGAAAAUCUCACUUACUUGCAGCUGAAAGAAAGGUGCAUUCAUGAGUCAUCGACAAAUCUCUGCCUCCUUCCACUGCAAAGCAAGAAGCUUCAGUUUACCAUUAACGAUUACAUCAAAGAGUCCUUUGGAAACCUAGAGAUUUUCGUGAAAUAUGGAAGACUCAGGGGACAAACCGUUUCAGCCUGGGUUCUAAUUAACUCAGAGUAUUUUGCUGAAUGGAAAAGGAGAGAACUCAUAGAAAAGUUCCGACUGAGGAAGGUUACACUGGAACAAAUUACCACUUUAAUUGAAGAGGAAAUGCAGAAAUGGACUGAUAUACGUUUCCCUGCGCUUAGAAAACAGGUCAGCUUGUACCAGCUUCUAGAGUAUGAGAUCAUCGACAAAGAGCUGUUUGAACAGGUUUUGCAUGGAAAAUUAUCAGCAGAGGAUCUACUGAAAAUGGAGAGAGUCCAGAAAUACUUGCAUGGAUCUGGAGUCCUUGGUGGUGUAAUAAUUCAACCAUCUAAACAGAGAAUUGACUUUUAUGAGGCAAUGAAGAGGAACAUCCUGCUCCCUAGCACAAUCCUACCAUUACUUGAAGCCCAGGCCGCCACAGGACAUCUGAUUAAUCCAGCAAACAACCAGAAGCUUUCCGUAGAUGAGUCCCUGAAAGUAGGCAUCAUUGAACCUAAGAUUUAUGAUAGGCUUCUCUCUGCAGAAGAGGCUGUGACAGGAUAUAGAGACCCAUACACAGGAAAGAAAAUAUCACUAUUCCAAGCAAUGCGAAAAGGUCUACUAGAUGAAAAACGCACCAUGCAGCUUUUAGAAGCACAGCUUGCCACUGGUGGAAUAAUUGAUCCAAUUAACAGCCUUCAUCUCCCAGAGUCUGUAGCCAAAAAACAUGGAUACCUGAAUGAAGAAGUACAUAACAGUCUAUCCAACCCCACUGGGGUCACAAAAGCCUACUAUGAUCCCACCAUCAAACAAAUGGUGACGUAUGCAGAGUUGUUAAGCCGCGCAGUGAAGGAUGAAGAUACUGGCAUUUAUUUUUUCCCUUUGCCUCAAGAUUUCAUUGAAGUUCCAGAAGGCAGUUACUCUGAUGAUGAAGUAAAGCAGACAUUCAGCAGCAUCAGAAUCGAGGAAAGAAAUGCAACAUUGUGGGAUCUGAUACACUAUGGAUAUUUCACUGUAGAACAGAUGUAUGAAAUCCUAGAAAAAUACAAGUCUAAGAGAAUAAGAAUAGAAGAGCUAACUACAGAAAUCCUGCAAAUUGUCAAGGCUAACGAAAUCAAGAAGACCACUCACAUUAGUUUCCAGGGUCUACGGGGAAAGGUCCCUGCUGUGUUCCUGCUUGAUUUAAAUAUUAUUACUCAAAAAACAUUUGAUGAACUUGUACAAGGCGUGAUAUCAAUUGAGACAGUAUCACAGAUUGAAAGUGUUAAGAAAUGCUUACAGGGCUCAGGCUCCAUAUCUGGCGUUUUCCUGGAAUCCACAAAAGAGAAAAUAGACAUUUAUCAGGCAAUGAAAAAUAACAUUAUCCUACCCGCCAAUGCACUGAUGCUUCUGGAAGCUCAGGCUGCCACUGGAUAUCUAAUUGAUCCAGCAAAAAAUCAGAAACACGCAGUGAAUGAUGCAGUAAAAGCCGGCUUGGUGGGACCCGAACUUCAUGAAACACUCUUGGCUGCAGAAAGAGCAGUGACUGGGUACAACGAUCCGUACACUGGAAAUAAAAUCUCCCUGGGACAAAUGAUCAGCAAGGGUCUCAUUCCAGACAAAGAGAGCGUACCAUUGCUGCAGGCUCAGUUAUCAGCAGGUGGCAUCAUUGACCCAGUCCACUGCCUGUAUGUCUCAGUGCAACAGUCUUACAAACUGGGUUUGCUGGAUGAAGAAACAUCUGUGUCUACAAAUGAUCUAAAAAUGUACUUUGAUCCAAACACUAAAGAAAAACUGAGUUACAGUCAACUGAAAGAAAGAUGCUAUAAAGAUCCAGAGACUGGUCACCUACUCUUGUCUAUUCCAGAAAGUGCUGCUUUAUAUACAGAUGCCCACAUUAUCGAACUUCUGAAAUCUGCAGAAUUCACAGCCCAGACUGGAAGAUUCAAAGGUCAAACAGUCUCACUCUGGGACCUUCUCAAUUCCGAAUACAUCAGCAUCAGCAAACUGAAAGAACUAAUAGCUAUGUACAAAAGCAGUAAUUCUGAAGUUAUUCAAGAGAUUACAAAAUCUAUCACUAGCAUAAUAGAAGAGACAGACACAACAAGCAACAAGCUGAAGUUUAAAGGUCUCCGGAAACAGGUAUCCGCUAGCGACUUGUUUCAGUCAGAGGUUAUUGACAAGAAAACCCUUGAUGAGCUUAACCUGGGUAAAAAAACCAUCGAUGAAGUGACAGAAAUGGACAAUGUAAAGCGCUAUCUUCAAGGAACUAAUUGCAUUGCAGGAGUUCUUAUACAAUCUACCAAUAAGAAAAUUAGCAUUUAUGAAGCAAUGCUAAAGCAUAUUUUGAGGCCAGGAACUGCCCUGGUCCUUUUAGAAGCUCAGGCGGCUACAGGUUUUAUGGUCGAUCCAGUGAAAAAUGAAAGGCUUUCAGUAGACGAAGCUAUGACCAGUGGACUAAUAGGACAUGAUGUAUAUGCUAAGCUUCUCUCUGCUGAACAGGCUGUAACCGGGUACAAAGAUCAUUACACUGGAGAAAAAAUAUCCCUCUUUCAAGCCAUGCAGAAAAAACUUAUUGUAGAGUGCCACGGAAUCCGGCUCCUGGAAGCCCAGAUUGCCACUGGUGGCAUUAUUGACCCUGUGCACAGUCACAGAGUGCCUGUAGAGGUGGCCUAUAAACGUGGUUAUUUCAAUGAGGACAUGAACAAGAUCCUGUCUGAUCCAGAUGAUGAUACAAAAGGGUUCUUUGAUCCAAACACUCAUGAGAACCUUACUUAUCUACAGCUUGUAGAAAGAUGCAUCCAAGAUCCAGAAACUGGAUUAUAUCUUCUGCAGGUGGUGAAGAAGGGGGAGAACUACUUCUAUUUCACAGACAGAAUAAAAAAAGACUUAAGAUCAAUAACAUUUGAAAUUCACUUUGGAAAGUUCUCUAGUCAAGUAGUAUCAGUCUGGGAAGUUCUGACCUCUGAGUAUAUCACAGACCUAAAGAGACGGGAAUUAGUGAAACUUUACUCAGUGGGGGUCCUCAGCAAAGAUGAGCUGAUAUCUCGUCUCACAGCUCUUGUACAGGAACAUGAAAGUAAAAGCAGCAGUGUGAAAUUUAAGGGAAUCAGAGGUGAAGUCACUGCCACAUCAUUAUUCACUGCAGGCAUAAUUGACAAAAAGACCCUUAAUAAUUUGACAGAAGGCCGGAUCACAGCAGAAAGCGUUGCUGAAAUGGACUCAGUGAAAAGAUACCUGGAAGGAACAGGUGGCAUAGCUGGUGUUACGGUGCUACCCAACAAUGAGGUCAUAAGCAUCUCUAGUGCUAUUAACAGAGGUAUUCUGCAAAAAGACAUUGGCCUGAUACUUCUGGAAGCACAAGCAGCUUCUGGAUUUCUCAUUGAUCCCACCAAGAAUGAGAGGCUUUCCACCACAGAAGCACUCUCUGCCAGUCUUGUUACGUCUGAUAUUCAAGAAGAGCUGGAAACAGCUGAGAAAGCCGUUACUGGGUUUACUGAUCCACUGACCGGAAACAAAAUCUCUCUUUUCCAGGCUGUGGAAAAAGGCAUAUUACAUAAAGAACAAGGACUUUACUUAUUGGAAGCCCAAAUUGCAACUGGUGGAGUGAUCGAUCCAAUCCACAAUCACAGAGUUCCUUUAGAUGUGGCAUUUAGGAGGAGAUGUUUGGAUGAAAACACCUAUAUAUCAGUAUCAAAUGCUGUCAAUAAAAAGAGAUUUGUGGAUCCUAAUACACAUGAAAGAAUAAGCUAUGCAAAUUUGCUAGAGAGAUGUAUUAAAGACCCUGAAAGUGGACUUUAUUUACUUCCAUUGGCUGAGAAAUGUGAUGAUUACUUUUAUAUUGAUGAGCAAACAAAACAUAUUCUGACAGCCACCAGUGUCCACCUGAAUGCAGGGAUAUUUAAAGGCCAAGAUAUUUCCCUGUGGGAACUGCUGUGCUCUUCUUACAUCUCAGCAGACAAAAGAAAGGAACUUAUAAAGAUAUACAAAACCAAGACAUCAUCCACCCUUAAAGACAUCUUUAACACCAUUGUUUCAAUUAUUGAAGACAAGGAACAGAGCCAGGGUGAUAUCUGGUUCCAGGGAUUGAGGAAACAGGUGAAAGCAUCUGAAUUGUACAAUGCUGGAAUUAUUAACCAAGAAACACUUGAAGGUUUAAAACAAGAAACACAGACAGCGACUGAUGUUGCUAAAUUAGAUUCUGUUCGGAGAUACCUAGAAGGAACAAGCAGCAUUGCUGGGGUGUUGGUCACUGCCAAAAAUGAUCCAGAGAAAAAGGAAAAGAUGAGUAUUUAUGAUGCCAUGUUAAAGCGUGUAUUGAGGCCAGGGACAGCUCUCGUCCUUCUUGAAGCUCAGGCAGCUACUGGGUUUGUUAUUGACCCAAUAAAGAACAGAAAAUUGGCUGUAGAAGAAGCUUUAUCUGCUGGACUGAUUGGUUAUGAGAUUUACAACAAGCUUCUAUCUGCAGAGAGAGGAGUUACAGGCUACAAUGACCCUUACACUGGAGAGAAAAUCUCUCUCUUCCAGGCCAUGAAAAAAGACCUGAUUGUGAAGGACCAUGGCAUUCGUCUCCUGGAAGCUCAGAUAGCCACUGGAGGUAUCAUUGAUCCAGUUCACAGUCACCGUGUACCUGUAGAAGUGGCUUAUAAACGUGGCUACUUUGAUGAAGAGAUGAACCAAAUUCUGUCUGAUCCUUCUGACGAUACCAAGGGUUUCUUCGAUCCAAGUACUCAUGAGAAUCUCACAUACAAGCAGUUACUCGAGAGAUGUAUUCAAGAUCCAGACACAGGCCUGUAUUUACUGGAUGUAAAGUACACCAAGACAGCUCCUGUCCAGAGCCAAACUCAGCUGCAGUCCAGAACUAUUCAAGUAACAACUGGUUAUCUCCAAGGCAAAAAUGUCUCCAUCUGGGAACUUCUAUACUCAAAGUACAUUUCAGUAGAAAAACGUGAAGAGCUUCUAAAGAAAUUCACGUCUGGCAAUUUGUCCGUGGAGGAACUUAUAACUAUCCUUCUCAGAAUUAUUACCGAGACAGAGGUAACAUUUAUACCAACAGACACAACAGACUCUGUGAGUCAAGAUAAACAAAUAAAAAUGCUUCUCCAGUCAGAAAAGGUGAAUGUAUCGGUUGGUGACUUCAAAGGACAAAGUGUAUCAUUGUGGGAGCUUUUGAACUCGUAUUACAUCACAGAAGAAAGAAGAAAAGACAUAUUGGAAAAACUAAAGUCAAAAACAUUGAGCAUACAAGAAAUUAUUACCCUUAUUAUUACUAUCAUUACAGAAACAGAAGUCGGCAAGAUAGAGAAGUUGCAGCAAAGUGUAGAAUUAUCUGUGCAACCCACAGUGAAAUCUGAACCAAUGGUGUCUGAUGAUGAAAUCCAAACAGCUUUACAGAGUAUUACUAUUCAGGUCCAGAAAGGAGAGCUUCAAGGACAAGAGCUUUCAAUAUGGGACCUUCUUUACUCCAAACACAUUCCUGAUAGAAUAAAACAAGAGCUGAUUGAUGAUUACAAAUUAACUAUCAAGGAUAUAAUUGAGAUGGUACGUCAGACUGUUGAAGAGCUCGAACAAGAGAGUCGUAAAUCUAUAUUGGCAAAAUACAGCUUGAAGGAAGAAGUUUUCAAUCUUAUACAAACUGUGCAGUUUGAAGUUUUUGUAGGUGAACUCAGAGGUCAAACGCUAUCAGUCUGGGAUUUCCUGAACUCCAGAUACUUUUCCGAAGAGAAAAGGAAGGAGUUGCUAAUAAAGUUAAAUUCUGGAGAGAUACAUAUAGAUGAACUCAUCAAAAUUAUUAUCAGAAUUAUAGAGGAGACAGAAGAGAAAAGUAAAAAAAUUAAAUUCAAAGGCCUCAGGAGACAAGUAACUGCUAAUGAGCUACUCAUUUCUGAAAUCAUUGAUCAGAGCACGUUAACAGAGCUGGCUCAGGGAACAAAAUCAUUGGAAGAAGUGACCCAGAUGGACUCAGUAAAGAGAUAUCUAGAAGGAAGAAGCUCUAUUGCAGGAAUAUUGGUUCCAUCGAUUAAAGAUCCUUCAAAAAAGGAGACAAUGAGCAUAUAUAAUGCCAUGUUAAGGAACAUCUUGAGGCCAGGGACAGCACUAGUGCUUCUGGAGGCACAGGCAGCUACUGGUUUUAUCAUUGACCCCGUGAAAAAUCUGAAACUUUCUGUAGAUGAGGCCUCAGAGGCUGGCAUCUUUGGACAUGAACUUCAUGCAAAGCUCCGUUCUGCAGAGAGGGCAGUAACUGGAUAUACCGACCCCUAUACUGGCGAUAAGAUCUCCCUGUUUCAGGCCAUGCAAAAAGACCUUAUUGUUAAAGAUCAUGGCAUCCGUCUUUUAGAAGCCCAGAUUGCCACAGGUGGCAUCAUCGACCCUGUGCACAGUCACAGAGUACCAGUUGAAGUGGCUUAUAAACGUGGCUACUUCAAUGAAGACAUGACCCAGAUUCUGUCUGAUCCCACGGAUGACACAAAGGGAUUCUUUGACCCAAAUACACAUGAGAACCUCACCUACCUGCAACUUCUCCAAAGAUGUGUCCAAGAUCCAGUUACCGGUCUGUGCAUGCUAGAAAUUAAAGAGAAAACUGCUCCCAGUAUCCAGCAAAGGGAAUCAUCCUUAAGGUCACAAACUGUCCAAAUUAAAAUUGGCAAAUACACAGGACAGAAUAUAUCCAUUUGGGAGCUUCUUAACUCUGUGUAUUUCACAGAAACAGUGGAGAAAAAACAAGAACUUCUAAAGAAAUACAGUUCUGGUACUAUUACUAUUGAGGAGCUAACCACAACUAUCUUGACUAUCAUCGAAGAAUGGGAAAACAAAAAAAGCAGCCAGUACGUAAAUGGGUCCAGUGUUAGCCAGUUAGACCAACAAGUUAUGAAACAAAAUCAGCCAUCUGACCUUCAAUCUGCACUUGUUUCUAUUACUACAGGCAAGUUCCACGGUCAACAGCCGUCAGUGUGGGACCUAUUAAACUCUGAAUAUUUCACAGAAAGCAAGAGAGAGGAACUUCUCCAUAAGUACACAACAGGAGUUUGGACUCUUGAAGAGAUCAUUAAACUUACAACAACCAUAAUUAAUGAAACAGAAGAGACAAAAAUUACAGAAAAAAUCACUUCUCCCAUUAAGGCUGAUGAAACGGUUUUAACAGAAACAGAUAAACAACUUUGCAAAGCAUUAAGUGCUUUCACCAUUAUUGCUCCAAUGGGAGAACUCAAAGGAGAGAAGGUGUCUCUCUGGGAAAUUCUCCACUCCAAAUACAUUUCUGAAAGUGAACGAGUAGGCCAGUUGAAUAAGCAUCGCAUUGCUGUGGAAAAUCUGAAACAAGCUAUUCUUAAGUUAAUUGAAGGUGCUGAAGGAAAAACGGAUGAAGAGAUUCAGCAAGCUUUGGAAUUGAGAAUUACGGAGAUAAAUAUUGGGGAAUUCAAAGGACAAAAACUUUCUGUGUGGUUUCUGCUUCACUCCAAGUACAUUAGUGAAGAGAAGAGGAAAGAACUGCUGGAAUGGUACAACGCAGGGAAAUUUACAGAGGAUGAACUGUUACGGUUUAUUAUUACCAUCAUUGAGGAGACAGAAGAAAGGAUUACUGGUUUGGAGUUCCAGGGUCUCAGGACAAAGGUCUCUGCUAAAGAGCUGCUUGAGUCUAACAUAAUUGAUCAGACUACUAUGAAUGAGUUGAGCCAGGGGAGCAGAACUUUUGAGCAAGUCACUCAGAUGGACUCUGUUAAGAGGUACCUUGAAGGAACCAACUGUAUUGCUGGUGUAUUUGUUACCUCUAAGAAAGACUCCUCAGAGCGAGAAAAGAUGAGUAUUUACGAUGCCAUGUUAAAGCGUGUAUUGAGGCCAGGUACAGCUCUUGUUCUCCUUGAAGCUCAAGCAGCUACUGGGUUUGUAAUUGACCCGAUGAAGAAUAAGAGACUUUCUGUGGAUGAAGCUUUAUCUGCUGGACUGAUUGGUCAUGAGAUUUAUGAUAAACUUCUGUCUGCAGAGAGAGGAGUUACAGGCUACAAAGACCCUUACACUGGAGAGAAAAUCUCCCUCUUCCAGGCCAUGAAAAAAGAUCUGAUUGUGAAGGACCAUGGCAUCCGUCUCUUGGAAGCUCAGAUUGCCACUGGAGGUAUAAUUGAUCCAGUUCACAGUCAUCGUGUACCUGUGGAAGUGGCUUAUAAACGUGGCUACUUUGAUGAGGAAAUGAGCCAGAUCCUCUCUGAUCCUUCUGACGAUACCGAGGGAUUCUUCGAUCCCAAUACUCAUGAGAACCUCACAUAUAUUCAAUUAAUGGAGAGAUGUAUUCAAGAUCCAGACACAGGCCUGUAUUUGCUGGAUAUAAAUGACAGUAAGGUAUCGCCUCUCCGUAGCCAAACACAAACUCAUCUGGAGUCCAGAACUCUUCAAACAAAAAUCGGUUACUUCCAUGACAAAAAUGUUUCCAUCUGGGAACUUCUCAACUCAAAGUACAUUUCAGCUGUGAAAAGAGAAGAACUAUUGAAGGUGUACACAUCUGGCAGUCUGUCCAUAGAAGAACUUAUAGAUAUCCUUAUCACAAUCAUUAUUGAGACAGAGUUCAAGUCAGAAAUGGUAGAGAUAUUUGAUGGUGAAUUCAAAGGGCAAAGCAUUUCAUUGUGGGAGAUUCUCCACUCUUCUUACAUCACAGAAGAAAAAAGGAAAGACCUGUUGGAAAAAGCUAAAUCGGGAACUUUGACUGUACAAGAAAUUAUUACUCUUGUGACUAUCAUCAUAAAACCAGAAGCCAGCAAGGUUGAGAAGUCGAAGCAAACUGUAGAAUUAUCUUCGGAGUUAACAGUGAAAUCUGAUCAUUCUGUGCAUGAUGAGGUCAUUCAUAGAGAGACAUUGCAGAAAACUCUACAAUUAUCUGUACAACAAACAGUGAAAUCUGACCAAUCUGUGCAUGAUGAUGAAAUUCAGAGAGCCUUAGAGAGUAUUAUCAUCCAGGUGAACAAAGGACAAUUUCAAGGCCAACAGGUUUCCGUGUGGGACAUUCUUAAUUCUAAUUACGUUCCUGAGAGCAGAAGAAAGGAACUUCUUGGGAAUUACAAAUUAACUGUUCAAGACAUUAUGGAGAUAGUUAUUCAGUCUAUUGAAGAAGUGGAAUAUGGGAGCAACAAAUCUUUAAAGGCAAAAUAUAACCUGAAAGAUGAGGUAUUUAAUAUUAUACAGACUGUCCAGGCUGAAGUUUCUAUAGGAGACUUCAAGGGUCAGAGACUUUCUGUAUGGGAUCUCCUGAGUUCAAGAUACUUUUCCGAGGAAAAAAAGAAGGAAUUGCUAGAGAAGAUAAAUUCUGGGUCAUUAAAAGUACAUGAACUAAUCAAAAUAAUUAUUACGACCAUUGAAGAGAUAGAAGAGCGCAGUAAAAGUUUAAAGUUUAAAGGCCUCAGGAGACAAGUAACUGCUAAUGAGCUGCUUAGUUCUGAAAUAAUUGAUCAGGCAACUCUGACAGAACUAGCUCAGGGAAGAAAAACUGUAGAAGAAGUGACCCAAAUGGACUCAGUAAAAAGAUACCUAGAAGGGAGAAGCUCUAUUGCAGGAAUUCUAGUUACAUCCAGUAAAGAUCCUUUAAAAAAGGAUACAAUGAGCAUAUAUAAUGCCAUGUUAAGGAACAUCUUGAGGCCAGGGACAGCACUAGUGCUUCUGGAGGCACAGGCAGCUACUGGUUUUAUCAUUGACCCCGUGAAAAAUCUGAAACUUUCUGUAGAUGAGGCCUCAGAGGCUGGCAUCUUUGGACAUGAACUUCAUGCAAAGCUCCUUUCUGCAGAGAGGGCAGUAACUGGAUAUACCGACCCCUAUACUGGCGAUAAGAUCUCCCUGUUUCAGGCCAUGCAAAAAGACCUUAUUGUUAAAGAUCAUGGCAUCCGUCUUUUAGAAGCCCAGAUUGCCACAGGUGGCAUCAUCGACCCUGUGCACAGUCACAGAGUACCAGUUGAAGUGGCUUAUAAACGUGGCUACUUCAAUGAAGACAUGAACCAGAUUCUGUCUGAUCCCACGGAUGACACAAAGGGAUUCUUUGACCCAAAUACACACGAGAACCUCACCUACCUGCAACUUCUCCAAAGAUGUGUCCAAGAUCCAGUUACCGGUCUGUGCAUGCUAGAAAUUAAAGAGAAAACUGCUCUCAGUAUGCAGCAAAGGGAAUCAUCCUUAAGGUCACAAACUGUCCAAAUUAAAGUUGGCCAAUACACAGGACAGAAUAUAUCCAUUUGGGAGCUUCUUAACUCUGUGUAUUUCACAGAAACAGUGGAGAAAAAACAAGAACUUCUAAAGAAAUACAGUUCUGGUAUUCUCACUAUUGAGGAGCUAACCUCUACGAUCUUGACUAUCAUCGAAGAAUGGGAAAACAAAAAAAGUAGCCAGUAUGUAAAUGGGUCCAGUGUUAGCCAGUCAGACCAACAAGCUAUGAAACAAAAUCAGCCAUCUGACCUUCAAUCUGCACUUGUUUCUAUUACUACAGGCAAGUUCCACGGUCAGCAGCUGUCCGUGUGGGACCUACUAAACUCUGAAUAUUUCACAGAAAGCAAGAGAGAGGAAUUUCUCCAUAAGUACACAACAGGAGUUUGGACUCUUGAAGAGAUUACUAAAAUCGUCACAACCAUAACUACUGAAACAGAAAGUGAAAUUACAGUAACAAAAACUCUCAGUGUUGGCACUGAAUCCUUUUCUCUUAGUCCCGUUGUUUACACACAGACAGAUGAACAACUUCGUAAAGCUUUAAAUGCUAUUACAGUCCAUGUUGCAGCAGGAAAGUUGGGGGAGCAGAAGGUGUCUCUCUGGGAUAUUCUCCACUCUAAAUAUCUUUCAGAAGAUAAACGAGAUGGUGAGCUGGACAAGCAUCGGGCCACUGUGAACAAAUUGAAAAAAGUUAUUCUUAAAAUUGUUGAAGGUGCAGAAGGAAAAUCUGAUGAAGAGAUCCAGCAAGCAUUGGAAUUGAGAAAUAUAGAGAUAAAUAUUGGGGAAUUCAAAGGACAAAAACUUUCUGUGUGGUUUCUGCUUCACUCCAAGUACAUUAGUGAAGAGAAGGGGAAAGAACUGCUGGAAUGGUACAAAGCAGGGACAUUUACAGAGGAUGAACUGUUACGGUUCAUUAUUACCAUCAUUGAGGAGACAGAAGAAAGGAUUACUGGUUUGGAGUUCCAGGGUCUCAGGACAAAGGUCUCUGCUAAAGAGCUGCUUGAGUCUAACAUAAUUGAUCAGACUACUAUGAAUGAGUUGAGCCAGGGGAGCAGAACUUUUGAGCAAGUCACUCAGAUGGAAUCUGUUAAGAGGUACCUUGAAGGAACCAACUGUAUUUCUGGUGUAUUUGUUACCUCUAAGAAAGAUUCCUCAGAGCGAGAAAAGAUGAGUAUUUACAAUGCCAUGUUAAAGCGUGUAUUGAGGCCAGGGACUGCUCUUGUUCUCCUUGAAGCUCAAGCAGCUACUGGGUUUGUAAUUGACCCGAUGAAGAAUAAGAGACUUUCUGUGGAUGAAGCUUUAUCUGCUGGACUGAUUGGUCAUGAGAUUUAUGAUAAACUUCUGUCUGCAGAGAGAGGAGUUACAGGCUACAAAGACCCUUACACUGGAGAGAAAAUCUCCCUCUUCCAGGCCAUGAAAAAAGAUCUGAUUGUGAAGAACCAUGGCAUCCGUCUCUUGGAAGCUCAGAUUGCCACUGGAGGUAUUAUCGAUCCUAUCCACAGCCACCGUGUACCUGUUGAAGUGGCUUAUAAACGUGGCUACUUUGACGAAGAGAUGAAUCAAAUACUUUCUGAUCCCUCAGAUGACACCAAAGGAUUCUUUGACCCCAAUACUCAUGAGAACCUCACAUAUCUACAACUUCUUCAGAGGUGUGUUCAAGAUCCAGAAACUGGUCUUUUUAUGUUGGAUGUGAAUGACAGAAAAACUUCUUUCAAAAUUGAUCACCAACAAAAAAAUGUAUUGCAGUCGUAUACUUUUCAUAUGACUGGUGAUGAAGACAAGGAGAUGUCUCUUUGGGAUGUUUUGUAUUCUCAGCACAUUUCAGCAGAGAAAAGAGAAGAACUUCUUAAAAAAUACCAGUCUGGCACUUUAACAAUUGAGGAACUCAAAAUUAUUAUCAUUACCAUCAUUACAGAGACAAGGAAAGGACAAAGUCAAGAUUUUGGUUCUACAAAGCAAGAUGUGGAAAUUCAGGAAUCACUUCAGUCCGUUCAUAUAAAUAUCUCCAAAGAAGGCAUUCAAGAAGAAUCCAUGUCAGUGUGGGACUUUUUAAACUCAAAAUAUAUCUCUGAGAAUGAAAGAAUCGAUUUGUUGACCAAGUUCAAAUCAGGAAACUUGACGAUUGAGGAACUAAUUAAAAUAAUCAUAACCAUUAUUCAAAAGACAAAGGUAGAAGCAAUACAACAUGUAACUACAAAGACACAGUUUAUUACAGAGGAGACUAAGGGGUCAUCAGUUUCCAGUGAAGCUAGUCAGUGGCCUACAGAAGACCAGCUUCAGAAAGCCUUGGAAAUUAUUCCAUCCACAAUUACAGAGCAUCACAGCCAAACUCAAAUUCAAGAAAGUAGUGUUUCUGUUUGGGAUCUUCUGCAUAGUGAGAGUGUGUCUGUUGAAAAGAGGAAGGAACUAUUACAAACAUACAAACAUACAGUCAAUGAGAUUAUGAGCGUUUGCACCAGCAUCAUUCAAGAAGGUGAAGGCACUAUCAACUCACCCGAAUCUGCUGCCAGCAGUUCAUUUAAAGACACUGAUCUCUUAUCUGAAGACACAGAGUUAACAUCAAACCGCAUUCAAACUCAAAACUCCCUGAUGGCAGUCGAGGUGGAUGUGACAGUGGGUAGUAACCCAAGUCAGAAAAGUUCACUUUGGCAGCUGCUACAUUCAUCAUAUUUCACAAAUGAGAAAAAGGAUGAGCUCCUUGUAAAAUUUGAAAGUGGAACUUUGACUCUUGAAGACCUCAUGAAGUGUAUUAUUACCGUCAUAGUGGAAGCAGAGAAAACUAAUGUAAAAGUGUCAAGUCAUCGUGCUAUAACCAUUAAAUCAGGAAAUGUUGAACAUGAUUUCCUUCCCAAACCAAUUGAAAAGUCCCUGCAGUCAUUAUCUGUUUCCAUCUCCAGCAGGGAGUUCCAUAAUAGGAACAUAUCUCUAUGGGACAUAUUGCAUUCUAAGAACAUCAGUGAUGACAAUCGUCAAGCAUUCCUAACGAAGUACUAUGGAACAAUUGUAGAAGUCAGUACAAUCCUAACUAACGCAUCACAAACAACAAUUAAAACAGUUACUCAGGUACAUGAGAGAACCACAGAAGACUUCUUAAAGUCUGUCACUGUGCAGGUCAGCAUUGGAGAAUUUAAAUUAGCAGGAAAAUCUCAUUCACUCUGGGAACUCCUGCACUCUAGAUAUGUUACAGAAACCAAGAGAAAGGAGCUAAUUGAUAAGUUUGAGUCUAAAGUUCUAACAUGGGAAGAGAUCUUCAAAAUUAUAACCACCAUUAUUAAAGAGACUGAAGAGAGGAGCAGGAAUCUGACAUUUAAAGGACCACUAUAG
Molecule: messenger RNA, 17190 nt
Organism: Pelobates fuscus (common spadefoot toad)
Lineage: Eukaryota; Metazoa; Chordata; Amphibia; Anura; Pelobatidae
Gene: EPPK1
Product: epiplakin 1
Exons: 2
Coding region: 148-17190 (5680 amino acids)
Biological process (GO): wound healing; intermediate filament bundle assembly
Cellular component (GO): cell junction; membrane; cytoplasm
Molecular function (GO): structural molecule activity; keratin filament binding
Source: RefSeq, a predicted model, not a curated record